UGGGGUGGGCGAGGUGAUCAGCAGUGCGGAGGAGCGGCUCGCCGCGGGUGCCGGGGACUGGAGCUGAGCGGCGGCCUUUGCUUCCCCUCACUGCAGGCGUCCGGGAGCAUGACGCGCUUCGCCCUGACGGUCGUCCGGCAUGGAGAAACAAGACUUAACAAGGAGAAAAUAAUUCAAGGACAAGGUGUAGACGAACCCCUUUCAGAAACUGGAUUUCAACAAGCAGCGGCUGCUGGUACUUUCCUUAAAAAUGUGAGGUUUACCCAUAUUUUCUCCAGUGACCUCAUGAGGACAAAGCAGACCAUGCAUGGGAUUUUGGAGAAGAGCAAUGUUUGCAAAGAUCUGACAGUGACAUAUGAUUCUCGACUUCGAGAAAGGAAAUACGGGGAUGCCGAAGGCAGGGCGCUAAGCGAGCUUCGGGCAAUGGCCAAAGCAGCUGGGGAAGAGUGUCCUGUGUUCACGCCACCCGGAGGAGAGACGCUGGACCAGGUGAAAAUGCGUGGGAAAGACUUUUUUGAAUUUCUUUGUCAGCUGAUCCUGAAAGAAGGAGAUCAGCACAAGCAGCUUUCCCAAGGAGCUCCCAGCAACUCUCUGGAAACUUCUCUGGCUGAGAUAUUCCCUUUAGGAAAAAAACAUGCCUCCAAAAUUAAUUCAGACAGUGGCGCUCCAGGAUUAGUAGCCAGUGUCUUAGUCGUGAGUCACGGCGCAUACAUGAGGAGCCUGUUUGAUUAUUUUCUGACUGACCUUAAGGGUUCCUUACCAGCAACACUGAGCAAAUCCGAACUUAUGUCAGUCAGUCCCAACACUGGGAUGAAUGUCUUUAUCAUACAUUUUGAGAAAGGAAGAGAAGCCAAACCCACAGUUCAGUGUGUCUGUAUGAACCUAUUGGAUCAUCUAAAUGGAGCGACUGAAACACGCUAAAAUUAAACCUACAGCAAAAUUAACAGUUUUGAGCCCCAGAGGGAGUGCCUUUAACUUUUGCUUUAUUUAUUUUGGUUCUCUGCUAGUGCAGAUUUGGAAGCACUUAAAAAACUGUCUGUACUAGCAGGUUAUAAAACACGAAUGGAGUCAGAGCCACAUGAAACACUAAUGGAAAACCUAUUGGAAUUGACUUAUUUUUCUCUGAGUACGGUUGGCAUUUUCCAGAGUAAUUUUACCACCCUGCUCAGUUACAUCUCUGGAUCAUAAAUGGAUGAAAGAGCUCAGUAUUGCAAACUGGGGGAUUAAACACCCCUUUACUAGGUUUUCUUCCCUUUAUUUCAGUGUUCAAAAAAAAUCUUUUUAUUGGCUCUUGAUAAGAUUCUGAAUGUUUUAUCCUGUCUUAUCCAGUAUCGGGGAGAAAGAACUAAUUCUAAUUCCCACUGCCUACUCAUAGUGACAAUAUAUGUUAUAUUUUUAAAGGCCUUUCAAUGAAAAAUGCUUGCUUGUCCUCAUAAGUUUACAAGUUAUAUAAAGCAAUGUGACACUAAAAUGUUUAACAUCAAAAUGCACUUUUGGAAUUUUUUGCUCAAGGGCUUAAAAGUGUGGAUGAGUGCAGACUGAUGGCAGAAUGAUCUAAUAAAGAAACAUUUCUAUAAAAAGCAUAAAGGAAGACAUCUGAGCAGGACAAGAGAAAGAGCAGCAUUUGUCUGAUCUGUAGGCUGAAGACGCAGUUUGAGGAAGACUAAAGGAAAAAGGUUAAUAGUGUAGGACCCAGUAACCUUAGGACAAAAGAGGCUGUUUGGUCAGGAAGACUGAUCCUGUAAACCACAGCUGGCUGUGUGUGUGUGUAUGCAGGGUACAGAUGACAUUGCCUCGUGUGUGUGCAGGGUACAGGUGACAUUGCCUUGUGUGUAUGCUCAGGGUAUAGGUGACAUUGCCUCGUGUGUGUGUGCAGGGUACAGGUGACAUUGCUCGUGUUCCCACCAGAUGGCACUGGAGAAAAGGGAUUUUAUUUGACAGUCUUGUAUACAUAAGAUCAACCCUUCAGGAAUCCGCAUCUAGAUGAUUGUAUUUUAAGUGUAGUUUGCUCUUAAGUCAUGUUGAUAACUACCACGUCUCAGUUUUUAAGAGGAUAUCACUUAAGCUGACCAUUAAGGUUAAACUCAAGUAUCGACAAAUUUAUUUUGAAGAUCAUUGAAAACACAUAUAAAGCUCAGUAUUGCUCUGUCCUCAGUGUGUGACAUUACUGACUUUCCAUGGUAUGAACAGAACAUGUGCUGAGGUGCCAAAGAAUGCACCCUGCAAAUAGACACUUGAAAAAAAAGAACUGAAAAGGGCAAAUAAUAAACAUCGACAUUCCUGCCGUCCAGAAGUAAAAACUAUCUUUAAAAAAAAAAAAAAGUCCCUGUGGUUGGUCCUCACUGUCCUGUCUCCACCUGCCCCCUGCAGAGGUGGCCAACGGCCUGUCUAUGCAGGCGUCACACUUCAUGUUUUCACCUUGUUUCAUAAGGAAAUGGUAUUGCACAUAAAUAAUCAAGCUGUAACUACUUUCACCUUGUAGAUCCUGGCGCUCUGUGUUGAUAGGUACAAGUCACGUGACUGAGAACCACUGAAACCUAUUGAGUAAAUACAACAAGUUCACUUGUGUUUUCUUGGCCUCUUGGGUAUAUUUAAUGUUUUCCUGUACAAGCAAGUCUCAGGACGCAGCUUGCAUGGCUCUUCCCGUGCUGGGUGGACAGACUGUGCAUUUCCAGGCUGCAGGCGCCGGACGGCCUCACACGCUGUCCUGCCAGCAGUAUUGGGCAUUUCUGCUUUCCAGCAUGAAGCCGCCUGACAAGAUUCUAUUAAUCUAACAAGUGGAAAAUAGUAUGUUGCUAUUUCUGUGAACUUUUUUCUGUCAUUGCUAUGAGUCUGGGCGUCUUUUUUCAUGUCUGUAUGGAAAUUAGACUUUCCUAACUGAGAAAUCACCAUUUUGUGUUCUUUGCCUGGCUUUCUGUUGGGCUCUUUGGCUUUCUUAGUGAAUUGCAGGAAUAAUGUUGUAAGUAGCUCCAAGUUGACUUGUGCUUUAGAUUUUUUUUCCAUAAAAAUAUUUUUAAGUCAGA
Molecule: messenger RNA, 3023 nt
Organism: Condylura cristata (star-nosed mole)
Lineage: Eukaryota; Metazoa; Chordata; Mammalia; Eulipotyphla; Talpidae
Gene: TIGAR
Product: TP53 induced glycolysis regulatory phosphatase
Exons: 6
Coding region: 109-921 (270 amino acids)
Biological process (GO): fructose 1,6-bisphosphate metabolic process; negative regulation of programmed cell death; fructose 2,6-bisphosphate metabolic process
Cellular component (GO): cytosol
Molecular function (GO): fructose-2,6-bisphosphate 2-phosphatase activity
Source: RefSeq, a predicted model, not a curated record